CGUCACAUUUCAAUGAUAUUCUGUUAUAUAACCUUAGACAAAUGUAAACAACUGUACCAGAAAAUUAUUAAAAUUCUAUUUUACACCAAAGAAUUAUAUAUGGAAAACUUGAAGAAUGAUUGUCAUGUUCUUCUUGUAACAUUUCCAGGUCAAGGUCACAUUAAUCCAUCUCUUCAAUUAGCUAAAAGAUUAGUUAAUUUAGGAAUAAAAGUCACUUUUUCUACUAGCUUAACAGCUUUUCAUCGAAUUUCCAAGCUUCCAAAUAUAGAAGGAUUAAGCUUUGCUCCUUUUUCUGAUGGCUACGAUGGAAAACUUAAUGUGUCAGUUGGUGAAGUCGAUUCGUUCUAUUAUUCAAUAGUGAGUCACGGUUCUGAAUUCGUGACUCAGUUGACAGAAUCCAGGGCGGCUGAGGGCCACCCUUUCAGUCGUAUCAUUUACACGACCCUUAUGGGAUGGGUUGGUAUAGUGGCUAAGGGACUUAAUGUCCCUUCCACAUUUUAUUGGAUCCAACCGGCGGCGGUGUGGGACAUUUAUUAUUAUUGUUUCACUGAGUAUGCUGAUUAUUUCAAGAAUUGUUCUCAUGAUCAAGUCGUAGAGCUUCCAGGAUUGCCUCGGCUAAGUCCUCGCGAUUUUCCCUCGUUUGUGUUUGCUGAUGUGAAUUCUACCUAUGGUUGGGGAGUUAAAUCUAUCAUAGACCAAAUUGAGCUAUUGAAUAGUGAAGGAAAUCCAAGAGUACUUGUGAAUACUUUUGAUGAUUUGGAGUAUAAUGCUUUGAGAGCAUUGAAGAAUUUAGCUAUGGUUGGAGUUGGCCCUUCGAUUCCAUCGGCUUUUCUUGAUGGUCAUGAUCCUUUUGACAAGUCAUUUGGAGCUGAUAUGAGAUCGAGUUCGGAUAGUUACAUGGAUUGGUUGGAUUCGAGGGCAAAUGAAUCAGUUAUUUACAUUGCAUUUGGUAGUUACUCUGAGAUAUCAAGUCAAUCGAUGGAGGAAAUAGCUCAAGGGUUGGUAAAAUGUGGGAGGCCAUUUUUGUGGGUGAUUAGGGAAGGGAAAGAAGGGGAAAAUCAAGAAGAAAAGUUGACAUGUAAAGAGGAAUUGGAAAAACAAGGGAGAAUCGUGCGAUGGUGUUCGCAAGUGGAGGUGUUACAACACCCUUCUUUAGGUUGUUUCUUGACUCACUGUGGUUGGAAUUCGACUUUAGAGAGCCUGUCUUCUGGCGUGCCGAUUGUGGCAUGUCCGCUGUGGACCGACCAAAGUUGCAAUGCUAAGCUCGUUCAAGAUGUUUGGAAGAUUGGCGUCAGAGUGAAUGCGAAUGAAAAUGGUGUCGUCGAAAGAGAUGAGUUUAGGAGGUGUAUAGAGAUCGCGAUGGAAGAUGGAGAGAAAAGGGAGGAGCUUAAGAAGAAUGCCAAGAAAUGGAAGGAUUUAGCUAAGGAAGCUUUGAAGGAAAAUGGUUCAUCAAAUGUAAAUCUCAAAGCUUAUGUUAAUGAGAUUUUACUUGGUCAUUAAGGCCAGUUCAGUGCCCAAAAUAUUUCGCCUUCUUGCAGUAGGGUCCAUUUCAUUGGUAUAAAUAAAAAGAAUAAAUUGAGUAUCGUCCUUGUAAUACGUACCUUAGCCUAUAUGUUACAUGUACGUAGCUAAGUUUUUGUUAUAGUGGUUUGUUUUAGUACUUUGAGAA
Capsicum annuum is the source of this 1669-nucleotide messenger RNA. RefSeq names its product UDP-glycosyltransferase 75C1. The transcript has a single exon. The record is from RefSeq and is a predicted model, not a curated record. NCBI's taxonomy places the organism in Eukaryota, Viridiplantae, Streptophyta, Magnoliopsida, Solanales, Solanaceae. Gene Ontology annotation, molecular function: UDP-glycosyltransferase activity. The coding region runs from base 13 to 1500 and encodes 495 amino acids.